Molecule: messenger RNA, 1179 nt
Organism: Budorcas taxicolor (takin)
Lineage: Eukaryota; Metazoa; Chordata; Mammalia; Artiodactyla; Bovidae
Gene: PIH1D1
Product: PIH1 domain containing 1
Exons: 9
Coding region: 227-1099 (290 amino acids)
Biological process (GO): box C/D snoRNP assembly; rRNA processing
Cellular component (GO): cytoplasm; ribonucleoprotein complex; R2TP complex
Source: RefSeq, a predicted model, not a curated record
AUUUACAUAUUUGGCACUUAGUCUAGAGAUACUGGCUCCCGAGAGAUUUGACGCAGUAUCUGGUCUGAGUGAAAUUAUAGUCUCAGGCCAGGUCCGCAGAUUUUCGUACAGAAUUGUGGGUGUCGGGAGUCGGUUGAGGACCGGGAAGCAGGCCUCAGAAUUCGGUUCCCGCUGAAGGUCCCCCCACGUUGAGGUUGCUGAGGACGCCUAGGUCUGUUGCAGGGCCAUGGCCGACUCGAAACUGCUGGUGCCGGAGCUGAACGAUGCAGAGACGAUGGGCGCUGAGACGUCGCGUUUCCAGGAGCUGCUGCUGCAGGCCUCCAAGGAGCUCCAGCAAGCCCAAACAAGCAGACCGGAAUCCACACAGAUACAGCCUCAACCUGGUUUCUGCAUCAAGACCAACUCAGCUGAAGGGAAGGUUUUCAUCAACAUCUGUCACUCUCCCUCCAUCCCUCCGCCGGCUGACUUGACCGAGGAUGAGGUGCUUCAAAUGCUGGAGGAAGACCAGGCUGGGUUUCGCAUCCCCAUGAGUCUGGGAGAGCCACAUGCGGAACUGGAUGCAAAAGGCCAGGGUUGUACCGCCUACGACGUAGCUGUCAACAGCGACUUCUUCCGGAGGAUGCAGAACAGCGAUUUCUUGCGAGAGCUCGUGAUCACCAUCGCCAGGGAGGGCCUUGAGGACAAAUACGGCCUGCAGCUGAAUCCAGAGUGGCGCAUACUGAAGAACAGACCUUUCCUGGGCUCCAUCUCCCAGCAAAAUAUCCGCUCCCAGCAGCGUCCUCGGAUCCAGGAGCUGGGGAACCUAUACACGCCCAGCUCCCCGAGACCUGAGGCAGGCCCUGAGAAGCCUCACCUGAGCCUUUGGCUGGAGGCCCCUGACCUCCUCUUGGCUGAAAUCGACCUCCCCAAACUGGAUGGUGCUCUGGGGCUGUCGCUGGAAGUCGGGGAGAAUCGCCUGGUGAUGGGGGGCCCCCAGCAGCUGUACCAUCUGGAUACCUACAUCCCCCUGCGGAUCAACUGUGAUGAGAGCAAGGCAGCGUUCCAUCAGAAGAGGAAGCAAUUGAUGGUGGCGAUGCCUCUUCUCUCAGUGCCUUCUUGACCGGAUGUCUUCCUGUGCUUCUGUUGAGGGGAGAGGCUGGUGGCUUCUCUACAACUGAAAUAAAAGAUAUUUGCCUUUGU